AUGGGUGACAAUCCUGAUAAUCCUGGAGCAAAUCAACAACCUGUUGAAGGAGGAAAUAAUAAUAAUGUUGCUGAUCAACGUUGUCCUGUUAUUAAUGUAUCUCCACCUGCUCAACUAAUCUUGGGUGAUAGCCCAGUAGAAAACUGGAAACUGUAUAAACAAGCCUGGUCUAACUAUAAAGUUAUCGCUGGACUAGAAUUAAGAACUGAAGAAUAUAGGAAAGCUUUAUUUCUUCAUAAUUUAGGCCGUGAAGCUCAGUUAAUUUAUAAUUCACGCAAUCGUAAAUUCCUACGUCAAACUGCUGAACAAUCUGAUUUAUUGGUUCCUUAUCCUCCGGAUGAAGCUGCUGAAAACAACGCAGAAGCCAAUGUACAACAUAAUCUUCCUGAUCAACAAGAUGCUGUACAACCUGAUGUCGUAGAUAAUCAACCAGAAGUCAAUAUACCAGUUCUACAACCUGCUGUUCAUGAUCGAAAUAAUAUGAGAGACAAUAUAGUCACACGUUCUGGACGUCUAUCACGGAAACCCAAAUAUCUUAAGGAUUAUGUUACAUAGUCUGCAAAAAUGUGUUUUCUUGUAUAGUGAGUGUGUUUCCUGUAUUAUGUGAAAUUUUAUUAUCUACGCAUAAGUCUGUGUUUCAAAAUGUUACGUUUAUACUGUGUACUUUAUUAUUAGGUCAGAUUCUGUGUGAAGGACUUAGCUCUUUCUGAAAAGAGAAAGGAUGUAACAAUAUUGACCUAAUAAGCCUCUUGACAAUAUUGUGGUGCAUCGCCGGUGCCGAGCAUCAGAUUAUGUAGUUUAUAUUGUCCAAUCGUCUGUGCUUAUCUUACUAAUGGCUCAUCAUUAAAGUUUAUGUUUAU
This is a messenger RNA of Lottia gigantea (owl limpet), 860 nucleotides long. RefSeq lists its product as hypothetical. The coding region runs from base 1 to 555 and encodes 184 amino acids. The transcript has 2 exons. The record is from RefSeq and is a predicted model, not a curated record. NCBI's taxonomy places the organism in Eukaryota, Metazoa, Mollusca, Gastropoda, Lottiidae.